Messenger RNA from Helobdella robusta, 2676 nucleotides. RefSeq lists its product as hypothetical. The record is from RefSeq and is a predicted model, not a curated record. The transcript is spliced from 3 exons. NCBI's taxonomy places the organism in Eukaryota, Metazoa, Annelida, Clitellata, Rhynchobdellida, Glossiphoniidae. The coding region runs from base 1 to 2676 and encodes 891 amino acids.
AUGUCUUCAACAACAUCAACUAUUGUGAAGAGCACACGCAAAGAAAUAGCGACUGUUGGAGCUCGAAAAGUACUACACAACAUAAACAACAUUUUUCAGGAAGCUCAACUCAUAAAAAAUUUCUACAAAAACAAAUUAAAAAAUAACUGGAAUAGGAACAAAAAGUUGAAGAACAACAGCCACGACCACUACAAAAAUCUUUGCAAUGCUGUGCGUGAUGAAAAAACUGAUGCGGGCUUGCCAACCUCAUUGCAACCCAGAACUGCUGAAAACAUCACCAACGACUACGUGGAGUUAAACACAAUAAAUAUUAACAACACCAACAUCAACACUAACAUCAACAACAACACCAACAACUUCACCAACAACAACAACACCAACAACUUCACCAACAACAACAUCACCAACAACCCACCUGAGUCUGGUUAUGAGAGUGACAUACAAACACAUAAAUAUGAAGAACUUUGCGGGGAGCAACAGGAUUGGAAUGAUAACGACAAGAAGGUUGAUGAUGCAAAUGUUACUAAACUCUUAAAAAAUCCUCAUCAUCAUCUUUAUCAAUAUGGAAAGCUCAUGAACAAAAUUCAUCAUCACCGUAAUACCGAUUUCUUCAGCGAUGCACCUGUGCCAAAUGUUUGUGACGUAGAGAUGAGCUCAUCAAGGAAGAGAAAGAUGAUUGGGAAGAAAAUGAUGGCGAGGGAUGAGGAUAGAGAGAAUGAAGCAAAGAAAAAAACAUUUAACCAAGGAAGAUUUGGUCAAAAAAUAAUUUCGAAAAAAAUGAAAAAUAAACCAAAACCGGUCACAAAAGGGAAAAAUAAACAGCAAAAACGUAUAAAAAAAACUAUCGAUGAAUUGUUCUGUUGGUUUCCUCCUAGAAAUGUACAUCCCAAUAAAGACGUCAGCCAAAAUGCAACAAACAAUCUUAGUAAUUCUGGCAUCGAACGCGGCGAACAAACACAUCCACAGACAUUAUUUGAUGGAGACAUUCAACGAGAACAACAGGAGUCUUACUACCAAUGCAUACAACAACCUGCUGAACAAUACCAGCUUCUACAACAACAUCAGCAAUAUAAACGUUUUUUACAAUGCCAACAGUAUUUGCAAUAUCAAUUUUAUCAAAAUCAGUAUUAUUAUUAUUCUCAAUUUUAUCGUCAACAAAAUGACUAUCAACAACUACUUCGCAAACGAUUUCAAACAUCUUACCACCAACGUCAGCAUCAUCAGCGGCAACUUCUGUCCAAUGCCAGCACCAGCAACCAUCUAAAUAAUAUUUGUCACCUGCAAACUUCAAAUUCAACUAAAAUGUUAUUCAAUUCUCUGUCAUCAUCUGUUCCGUCAUCACAUCAUAUUUCAGCACCUUUUUUGCCGCUACCAUCUUCUUCAAACAUUUUAUCAUCAUCAUUGUCAUUAUCUUCAUCAGAAGCAUCGUCAUCUUUCAUUUUCUCUGAUCCAUCAACAAAGAUCUCAGCUGCAGAAACAUUCUCACCAUCAUCAACAAGCGCAACUCACAAAACAACAAUAUCAGAACUGGAAACAACAUCAACAACUCUUGCAUCAUCUUGUAAAUAUUCAACAGACAAUUUGAAUGAGGCCUUCGUGCGUUCGAACGCAUCUUGCUGGCACAGUGCUGCAGAUGACGAAGAACAUCACAAUUCGCUGAUCACUUAUGAGGACCACGGAAAAAGACGAAACCACCAAGAUAACAGGAAUAACUACUCAUAUAACAGGAAUGAGGAUGGUGAUUACCAUGAUGAUAGAAAUCAGGAUUAUAAUAAUGAUGAGGAAGAAAAUGAUGACUACAACGACGAUGAUGAUAACAUUCUGAACCUGGCGUUGAACGAACAACCGGAUGUGUUCGUGAGUGAGGAGCGGUGCAUAUGGAGACCUGAUCUUUCCGUGAUACAUUCUUCCAGCUGCUUGCAUGGUGUCAGAUAUUCUGACGAUGAUGAUGAUGAUAAAGGUGAUGAUGAUGACAAUAAAGAAAUUAAUUUUCAUGAGUUUAAACAAAACGACAAAGAAAAAUUAGAGAUUUCGAAAAAAAUCAGCCGGAGUAAGCAAACAUAUUUGCGAUAUAAAGAUAAUGGGCAAUCUCGAAACAAAAACAACGACACCAACAACAUAGUCAGCAACCUAAAGAGCAAUCUCAACAGAAUAAACCGCAGUGACGUCACCAAAUCUCUAACCAGGAUACUUGAAAGACUUAAUGGAUCAAUUGAAAAAUGCAAACCAGAGGUAAACAACAACCACAAACAUUUUGUUAAAUGCAACAAAAUUUAUGACAGCAAUUUCAUCAACAAAAACAUUAACAAAAACAACAGUUGCAACAGCACCGAUAACAACAUCCUCAUUCACGACAACAAUAACAAACAUGCAAACAAGAUGAGCGAACGGCAGAUGAACAUAAUCAAACAGCUGAUAAGCAAUGAAAGGUCGUACGUGAACGAGAUGAACUUGGGGAUGGAAAUGUUCUCGAGGCCCUCAAAAAUGGUCUUCCACACAGAACUUUAUUUCAGAAUUUUUCAAAACAUUGAAAAGACGCUUAAAUCCGGCCCUAAAUCUGGCCACCAAAUCGAUUCGACCGGAUUUGAAAAAAAAGCCGGAUUUUGGCCGGGGCCGGAGCCGGAGCCGGGGCCGAACUUCGGUGCAUCCCUAAGCAGAACAUUGUUUUCAUUUUAG